GACAGAUUUGUCCCUGGAUCUGACUAUAAUACCCUUGACCAACUUCAAAAUAUACCAACCAAACCCUCUCUCUCGUAUUCUCAUCUUGAGAACGAAUCUCUCAUCUUCACGUAGGACACAGUCUCCAUCUCUUCAACUCCUGCCGUACUUCUCAUCAGUGAACGAAGCGGUGGAAUCAAUGGAGAAGAACUUGGAGGAUUUGAAGAUUGUGGCGGAGCAGUGGUUGAAUCAAGGAACUGAACUUGUUCAACAAAUACCACCGAAUCAACUUUAUGCUGCUAUUGGCGUUCUGUUAUUUACUAUCCUCUUCUUCUUCUCCACUCGCUUGUUCAGGCGUACGAAGUCCAAUACUGUACUCCUCUCUGGUUUAAGCGGAAGUGGCAAAACCGUUCUCUUCUAUCGACUCCGAGAUGGAUCUUCUCAUCAGGGUUCUGUGACGUCAAUGGAACCUAAUGAAGGUACCUUUGUGCUCCACACUGAAAACACCCAGAAAACAAAGCCCGUUCAUCUUGUUGAUGUUCCUGGGCACUCUCGGCUUAGAUCUAAGCUAGAAGAAUACUUGCCUCGAGCAGCUGCUAUUGUGUUUGUUGUAGAUGCACUUGAGUUCCUCCCAAAUUGUCGUGCAGCUUCAGAGUACCUUUACGACAUUCUUACCAAUGCAAGCGUGGUUAAGAAUAAGAUCCCAGUCCUGCUUUGCUGUAACAAGACAGAUAAAAUAACUGCACACACAAAAGAGUUCAUCCGCAAGCAGAUGGAGAAAGAAAUAGAGAAACUUAGGGUUUCGAGGAGUGCGGUUUCAACAGCUGACAUAGCCAAUGACUUUACUCUUGGGAUUGAAGGAGAAGUGUUUUCCUUUACGCAUUGCUUAAACAAAGUCACUGUCGCUGAAGCAUCUGGACUAACAGGACAAACAGAGCAAGUUCAAGAGUUCAUCAGGGAAUAUGUUAAGCCAUGAAGAGCUGAAAUGUGUGAGCAUUAUUAAGCAUACACUUAAAAGUCUUUUAUGUACAUGAAUUUAUGAUUUGUGAUAUUAUUGUUGGAGGAUUUUGGAUGUUAAAAUCGUGUAGUGUCUUAGAGAGUUUGUUGAAUGACAUGGUUAUUUAAGUGUUUCAUCCAGGCAACCUCAUUAUUCAUUUUUUUGGUUCA
Molecule: messenger RNA, 1146 nt
Organism: Brassica rapa (field mustard)
Lineage: Eukaryota; Viridiplantae; Streptophyta; Magnoliopsida; Brassicales; Brassicaceae
Product: signal recognition particle receptor subunit beta
Biological process (GO): Golgi to plasma membrane protein transport; protein localization to Golgi apparatus; intracellular protein transport
Cellular component (GO): Golgi apparatus
Molecular function (GO): GTPase activity; GTP binding
Source: RefSeq, a predicted model, not a curated record